AUGACAAGUCGAGGCAAUUUGCGCAAUGUUCUUUCGACUAUAUAUUAUUCGCAUAGCUUGGACUAUAACAAGAAUUGGUACGCCAAUCACGAUUUGCUUUGCCGUUAUCCAAAAUCGAAUAGAAGGGCUGAUGAAAGUGCAGUCUUUCAACUGUUCUCAAGCGAACUAGAAGUACGGAAGGUCAAUAUCGCUGAUCUUCAAGACAGCAAUGGCAAACAGCCAUCCUACCGUUGGUUCAAUGGACGACGGCAGAAAGCGUAUAUUCUUUCUGGCGAUGAGACAAUGAAAUCCAAGAGGAGAACGGCUGGAAUCCAGCGCGUAUCAGACCAUCAACAAGAUAGUCAACACGUUGUGCUUAGAGUAAUUCAGCGGCCCGAGACAAUUCUGAAGCUACAAACAGUAACCAUGAGCCAAUUAGUCCCAGAAGCGCAUUCGCAUGAAUCCUUAUAA
This is a messenger RNA of Paramuricea clavata, 450 nucleotides long. The record is from the annotation of a GenBank genome assembly. NCBI's taxonomy places the organism in Eukaryota, Metazoa, Cnidaria, Anthozoa, Malacalcyonacea, Plexauridae.